Molecule: messenger RNA, 489 nt
Organism: Mesorhabditis belari
Lineage: Eukaryota; Metazoa; Nematoda; Chromadorea; Rhabditida; Rhabditidae
Source: the annotation of a GenBank genome assembly
AUGGAUAUGCAACUUUUGCCAUCAACGGCCACUUUGGAAACAAAUUCUGCAAAUGAUUUGAAAAAACGUUUGAUCGGACACGGCCCGUAUGGCACUGUUUAUGAAUUGAUUGGUCACAAACCAGAACACCAAAUCGUUCAUCGAGAUAUCAAACCAGAAAACCUUUUUCUUGCUGACAAUUUUUCAUUGAAAAUUGGAGAUUUUGGAUUUGCAAAGCGUAUUGAACACACGUGUAGCGGGACGAUAUUUGGAACUAUGCGCUAUAUGAGUCCGCCACAACACGAGAAGACACACACUCUUCAAGGUUCGCAUCGAAAUGACGUCUACAGUUUGGGACUUGUCUUGUGGGAGAUUGUCGAGAGAAGGCUCGCAUUUUCCGACGUCGUUUGCGGAAAAUUCACUAAGUUGGAGAGACCAAAGUGCCAAGAAGAACUAAGUCAAAUCAUCGAUAGCAGAGGCAUUGAAUCUACUGAGAACAUUUUCAAAGAA